This is a messenger RNA of Ctenopharyngodon idella (grass carp), 2664 nucleotides long. It is a transcript of the gene btbd10a, whose product is annotated as BTB (POZ) domain containing 10a. Gene Ontology annotation, biological process: positive regulation of phosphorylation. The coding region runs from base 278 to 1696 and encodes 472 amino acids. The record is from RefSeq and is a predicted model, not a curated record. Gene Ontology annotation, molecular function: protein binding. Gene Ontology annotation, cellular component: cytoplasm. NCBI's taxonomy places the organism in Eukaryota, Metazoa, Chordata, Actinopteri, Cypriniformes, Xenocyprididae. The transcript has 10 exons.
AAGGUGGUUUCUAUGGCGACGUCCCGUGUGUUCUCGCGAUAUUCGGCUUAGUCUGUCACUCUCCUUGCAGACCUUGGUUAGCCAUGUAGCUUCUCGUAUCUGUCAACACUGUAUCCGGUCGUGAACGGUGAAGAUAAAACUGAAGUAAAUUCAUGGUUGCUAUUAACUUUUGUGAUAUAGUCAGAAGCGCACGCAUCGCGGAGAAAGUUCAGCGUUAAGCAGAGUCAGGAAAUGAGAUCUGAAGGCAUAUAGUUCCAGUAAUAUCAACUCUCUUGAGAUGGCAGCAUGCCCCGUCUCUUAUGACAGCCACUCUAGCGAUUCAGAAAAUUGGGAUCAAAGGACUACGUGUCGGUCUGGGAGAAUCUGCAGACACUUAAGUGGUCAGCCGCGUGGAGCUCAGCUGGAGGGUGAGCUGGUGAGAAUGAGUCUGCACGGAGCAAGCGGAGGAGGACCCCUGGACCACCCCAGGGAGAGGCGACGUUCUGGAGAUCGCUCUAGGGAUUCUUCACAUGAGAGAGGUGAAGGACAGCUGACCCCCUGCAUCAGGAACGUCACCUCACCCAUACGCCAGCACCUCACUGACCGUGAACGGGAUUCUGGCUGCUCAUCGCUCUCCACGAGUCCCAGGCCUCAGAAAUUAUGCACCUCCAGCCUGUUCUAUGGCGACUCCCACGGUAAAACCCACAGCUCUGACAUGAUCUACGUGUGCGAAAACGUCAAGGAGGGACCCCGCAGUUUGAGGACUGCAGAGAGAGUCACUCUGAUUGUAGAUAACACACGUUUUGUUGUCGACCCAUCCAUCUUCACUGCCCAACCCAACACUAUGCUCGGCAGGAUGUUCGGAUCUGGACGGGAACACAACUUCACACGUCCUAAUGAAAAGGGAGAGUAUGAGGUUGCUGAGGGAAUCAGCUCCACCAUGUUCAGAGCCAUUUUGGAUUACUACAAAUCAGGGAUAAUCCGCUGCCCUGAUGGGAUAUCCAUCCCGGAGCUGAGAGAGCAACGGGGAAACUGGACAUUAUUCCGAGCAUUUCGGAUGUCAGAGGAUGGUAGAUGUGAGAGAGCAGAAGUAGGUGCACUCAUGCAUGAGCUGUCUAAUGAUGGCGCCCGGCGGCAGUUUGAGUUCUAUCUGGAGGAGAUGGUGCUGCCUCUGAUGGUGGCCAGCGCUCAGAGCGGAGAGAGGGAGUGUCAUGUGGUGGUGCUGACGGAUGACGACGUGGUCGACUGGGAUGAGGAGUAUCCGCCGCAGAUGGGAGAGGAAUACUCACAGAUUAUAUACAGCACAAAACUAUACCGGUUCUUCAAAUACAUUGAAAACCGAGACGUUGCCAAGUCGGUUCUGAAGGAGAGAGGACUGAAAAAAAUUCGAUUAGGCAUUGAAGGAUACCCAACCUACAAAGAGAAAGUAAAGAAGCGACCCGGUGGGCGUCCGGAGGUCAUUUACAACUACGUCCAGCGGCCCUUCAUCCGUAUGUCCUGGGAGAAAGAGGAGGGCAAAAGCCGACAUGUGGAUUUCCAGUGUGUGAAAAGCAAGUCCAUCACCAACCUCGCUGCAGCCGCUGCAGACAUUCCUCAGGACCAGCUCGUGGUCAUGCAUCCUGGGCCUCAGGUGGACGAACUAGACAUCCUCCCCAACCACCCUCAGCCCAGCCACCAUUACGAUCCAGAUCCCGAUGCCUCGUCCCCGGCCAUCUGACCCCCACACACACACACACACACCCGUCACCACUCGCCACUUGAGCACUGCAGAGAGAGGUCAGCCAAGACCACAUUGCCUUUCAAGUCCUCUCCCGCCUUACGAGUCUCAAAAACUGAUCGCUGCGGCAGCACGUGACCUUUGUACACUAUGCCUUUCUGUCCCACAUAGAACUUGACCAAAGGAGGUUUUUUAUUUAAUUAGACACUCAAAGUUGGUAAUCACUCCUUUGAUUAGUAUCUGAAAUGAUUGUUAUGGAAGCAUAUUAAUGCCACAGAGCAAAAAGUAAGUAAUUGCGACUCUUCUCACAAUUCUGAGUAUAUCUUACAAUUAUGACUUUUUCAUUGCAAUUCAUAGAAAAAGUCAGAAUUGUGAGAUAUAAACUCAGAAUUGCAAAAUAUAAACUGAAUUGCAAGAAAAAAGUCAGAAUUGUGAGAGAAAAAUUAGUUGCAAUUACCUUUUUUUUUAUUCUGUGGCGGAAAAAAAUGAUGAAUUAUGUGGCAAACUUGCAAUUAUGUGUUUACAACUUGCAAUUGCAAGAAAAAAAAAAAGUCUGAAUUGUGAGAUAAAAAGUCACAAUUACCUUUUUUAUUUUUUUAUUUAGUGGCAGAAACAAGCUUCCAUAGAUUGUACUAUGUUUGUGGUGCUGUGUGACUACUGCUGUUUAACUUGGCAAUAAAAAGGAGCACAACCAACUGGAACACCCUUCAAGUUGAGCGACAUCAUGCGAUAAAACAAGAAUGCUUCCAUUAAAGUCUUUAAGCGUUCUGGCUUUGUCACGUUGUUCAACGGAGCACCUGUGGAGCCUCACUUUGAUGCAUUUCCUCUGAAUGAGUACUGAAGUGAUGUCACAUUUUUAUUGUACCGUACUUUUCAUUUUAUUGUUAUUUGUAGCUGCGGUGCAUCGAGAGAAGUUCCUCUUGUGUACCGCUUGAGAAGUGUUAUUUUAAUAAACAUGAUGAAAUCAG